This is a messenger RNA of Nematocida homosporus, 492 nucleotides long. Its product is annotated as tRNA-specific adenosine deaminase 2. The coding region runs from base 1 to 492 and encodes 163 amino acids. The record is from RefSeq and is a predicted model, not a curated record. NCBI's taxonomy places the organism in Eukaryota, Fungi, Microsporidia. Gene Ontology annotation, biological process: tRNA wobble adenosine to inosine editing. The transcript has a single exon. Gene Ontology annotation, molecular function: tRNA-specific adenosine-34 deaminase activity; zinc ion binding.
AUGGAUAUUGCCUUCUCUGAAGCCGAAAAAGCACUAUCAUUAGAAGAAGUCCCAAUCGGUUGUGCCAUUCUCUACCAAGGCCAUUGCCUCGAAAAAGCCCACAAUCUCACUAACACCCGCAAAGAUCCACUCGCCCAUGCCGAAAUGAUCGCUCUAGCUCGUAUUCCACCCCAUCUUUAUCCAGAGAUCGAACUUUUUAUCACUUGCGAACCCUGUAUCAUGUGCUGCGCACUCAUUCAUAAACUCGGAGUCCAAAAAGUCACUUUUGCCUGUACCAAUACCCGUUUUGGUGGUAUCUCAGUAUUUUCAGUUUCAAAAUUAUUUCCCAAUUUGGAAAUCAAAAUCACCCAAGAUAUUUCCCAAGCCAAAAAAUCAUUAGACCUACUUAAGACCUUCUAUCAACUCGAAAACACUAGGGCGCCACCAACCAAACGCAAGUUUAAACCCCAAAUCGCCAAAAAAAUUUGCAAUGUCCCAAUCAACUCCCACUGA